Molecule: messenger RNA, 2051 nt
Organism: Pseudonaja textilis
Lineage: Eukaryota; Metazoa; Chordata; Lepidosauria; Squamata; Elapidae
Source: RefSeq, a predicted model, not a curated record
CCACCGAUUGUGGUGAAGGCUCCUAGCUCCACUUCUUCAGUGGAGGCAGAUGCCCAGCAAGAUCAACCUCCCCCACCCAUCUCCCCAGUCCCCUCACUCAAAGAGCUUCCCCCAGUGUUAGAAGAGCCACCACCACAGGGAUCUCCUGAACCAGAAAAGACUGAGGGCACACAGCCACUUCGCCUUGCUAAAAAGCAGGAGACUGCAGCCAUUUGUGGAGAGACAGAUGAAGAGGAGGUGGAGAGUAGUGGUGAGGGGAUCUUCCGAGAGCGGGAUGAGUUUGUCAUACAUGUUGAGGAUGUUCAGGCUCUCAAGCUUGCACUUCAGACUGGGCAGGAACCACCUCCAAUCUAGUGAGUACAGAAAGCUUUGCUUCAAAAGUUUAUACCAGAAAUCAAGGAUGGGCAGCGUCAGUUCUGUGCAACCAGCAAUUAUCUGGGCUAUUUUGGUGAUGCCAAGAACUGUUACCAACAACUCUAUGUUAAAUUCUUGGAGAAUAUCAACAAAAAAGAUUGUGUCCAUGUCUGUUCCAAGAAACCUUGGCACCGGCCUCUGCAAGCUGUCAGGAGACAAAGUCAGCCCAAGGCUUUUACCCCCAAGGUUCCAGUGACACCCAAAGUUGAAAAACCAGAGAAGCUGGAAGUCCCAGAGAGAGCUGAGAAACCCAAAAAGUCUAUUAAGUUUGAGAAGCUCCCCAAGGCUGAAAAAAUGGACAAAACAGAGAAUCUUCCCAAAGUGGAGAAAGCACCUAAGCCAGAAAAGCCCCCCCAGGCAGAGAAAUUAGCUAAGGCAGAGAAGCCCCCCAGAGUGAAAAAGAAGACACUCCUGUGACCAUGCUCACAAAAGAUGCCCCAGGCAGCGGAGCUUCUAAACCCAAGCCAAAGCCAGCCAAAGUGAAAGCUGAGUCACCCCCCAAGAAGAGGAAAAAAUGGCUCAAGGAAGCAGCAUCUUCUUCAGACUCAGAUUCCAGCCCUGACCAGCAGAGUGAGGAGGAACAUUUGCUCACAGGUCACAUUCUCAAUACACGAGCCAGGAAGGAGAUGUACCGCAGUUGUGUGGAAAUGCUGGUCAGCACUGCCCUUGAUCCAGACAUGAUCCAGCUCAAGGAUACAAAUGAUGAACUGUAUCUCCCACCCAUGAGGAAAAUUGAUGGGAUUUUGAACAAUCAUAAGAAAAAGGUGCUGAAGAGAGUAUCACUGAAUCCAUCGCUACAGGAGGCACUGCACAUGUUCCCCCAACUCCAUGCUGAGACAUGUGAUACAACAGUUAGGUUGAGCCCAGGUGGUGAUCCUUACAACCGCAAGACACUCAACAAACUCAAGAAGAAUGUAUCCAAACCACAGGUAAGUGCUGUGGAUGAAGGUGGUGCCCAGGAUCUGUGGUAAUCUUAUUCAUUUAUACUGAUUAUUCUUAUUUCUCUUUUCCACUAGAGAGCUCAAGGUAAGAAUAGUUGUGCUCCUACUUAUCUUCUGUUUUAUACUCACAUAUUGCAAGUGUGAACAAUAGAGCCAUGGGCCAUUAAUGAGAGUUUCAUGACUGAGAAGUGACUUGAAUGUGGUUUACUGUCAGCCUUGUAAGGUAGUCCAGACAAGAAGCACACCCAGAAGUACUAGCUUUAACUUUAUAGUAAGGUUACGUUAACAGAAUUUUGCAAGUCUGAAAGUACAUCCCCCGCCCACCUUGCCUUUACAGUUCGAGACAUCAGAGAGGGUCCCUUCUGAAACAUUUACCACACCUCCAUUCCUUCUGUGGAUUCAGCUGCUGCUUGUCUGACCAUUGCCUAGUCUGCCAUUCUUUCUCCUGUCUCUCAUGGUCAUUCCCACAUACGAUUACAAUUACCUUUUCCUACUCUGAUGCACUAAUCCCAGCUUUCCCCUACCUGGUACCCUCUUGGGAAAUGCUGCUCUGGGUUUAUAUUAUGCUCUCCAUCGCUUAUUGGUAAUCAGAAAUAGAUAGUUUAUAGCAUUGCUUCUCAACAUUGGCAACUCAAAUAGCUGACUGGGGAAUUCUGGGAGUUGAAGUCCACACAUCUUCAAGUUGCCAAGGUUAAG